AAUUAAUUAAACUCUCAGUCAGAUUUCACUGAUUUGAUUUCAGUUCAGAAUCAAAACACUUCAAAUGAAUUUUAAAAUUUUUCGAGUUUUUCGUCAAUGACUACCACACAGCAUUUUUUAUUUUGGAUAAUUGAAUUAAGAUUCAAAUGAAUGAAAUGAUCAGAGAUUGGAUCUUGAACGAAAACUGAAAUUAUGGAGAGUUUACAAGGGAAUAAAAAACAAAAAGCCGAGGACCUAGAAGUAACUGGUGUUUCAAGAAGUGGUAGAGUGAGAAAAAAAUCCUCAAAAUUGAUGGACUUUGAAUCCCCAGAUGAAAUCGAGAGAUCUUUCAAUAAGAGACAUCCAGCUAAAAAAUCUGAGUCCCUUGAAACUUCACCCAAAAAAUUGAAACAUGAUGAGAUUUUUCCUAAGGAAGAACCUUACGAAAACUUUGACAUGGAUGAAAGUGGUUCAGAAUAUAAUAGUGACUAUGAACCGGCAGCCAAUACAACCGAAUCUAGCAUAGGUUCAGUGGAAUCUGAGAGUGAUUAUGACAAUAAUGAAGGAGGAUUCAAAAGACUUGAUGCAAAUACUAAGAAGAAACUGGUCAUCAAAGAUGGGAAGAUUGUCAAACCUGAUAAACUCAAAGGAAAAGAUAAAGGUGCUUCAAAAUCGGGUUCUAAAAAGACACCAAGCAAGACAUCUCCAGUUUCUCUAUCAUCCUACCAACUGACUCUUGGAAACUAUGAAAACAGCACCAUAUCGCCUCCAAGUCCUAGAGGGAAAGAUGCCCCUUUCCGAGUAAGUGGUAUAAAACGAAUAGAUGUGGCGGCUCAUUUGAAACUCCUGGGAGAAAGUCUGACUAUUAUUGGUGAACGGCUGAAAGAACAUGAGUGUUCAUCAAAAGGAGAAAAACAACCAACUAGCUACUCAAGAUGUCCUGCUGCCCACCCGCGUGCUGUUCCCCCUGCUGCCCUCCAGCCUGCUGUGUGCCCUGCUGCCCGUCCCCGUGCUGCCUGCCCUGCUGCGUGCCCUGCGUGUACGUGCCCUGCGUGCUGCCGUGCGCCCCCUGUUGCCCCCCUUCUUGCCCACCGAAGUGCUGAUGGGCAGAGCUACUAGAUGUUGAAAAAGAGUGAAGAUAAGAAGAAUAUUUUUCCAUGUCCAGAUUGGUGUUUUUUAAAUUUGUGUACCAAUAAUUAGAUGAUGUAGUCAGGAAAUGAAGACAUGUUCACUAAAGAUGCUGUAAUAUCAUUUGAAAUAUAAUGGGUUGUUGAAAUCAAAAAAUUUGA
This is a messenger RNA of Phaedon cochleariae (mustard beetle), 1268 nucleotides long. NCBI's taxonomy places the organism in Eukaryota, Metazoa, Arthropoda, Insecta, Coleoptera, Chrysomelidae. The record is from the annotation of a GenBank genome assembly.